Caenorhabditis angaria is the source of this 1138-nucleotide messenger RNA. The record is from the annotation of a GenBank genome assembly. Lineage: Eukaryota; Metazoa; Nematoda; Chromadorea; Rhabditida; Rhabditidae.
AUGGAUAUUUUCAACGAAGAAUCAUUUCUCGACGAAAUUCGAAAUAAGAUGCCAUCAAAAUUAUUAGCAUUGGUUAUUUUUGGAAAUUAUAUACCUUUGAAAAAAUGGAAAAGAUUGAAAGAAAUCAAAACAUUUUUGAUAAUUUUUGGACCAAAUGAAUCAAUUGCUUCGUGUCCACAAGCAAAUUUAACGAAUAUUAAAUUAUUAUCACAUUUAGUGAGAAGACCGCCAUACAACCCUUCAAGAUCAUUUUUGAGUCCAUUGGUAAUUAUUUUAGGAAAACAAAUAUAAAUUCAAAAAAUAUUUAUUUUUCAGGAUAUGACAAUUGAAAACAUAUCAUGGCGUUUCAGUUUAGUUGAUUGGCAAACUCAGAAUACUGCACCUCCAACAAUUCCACCAGAUCGUCUUUUAAUACAAGAUGAUGUUGAAGAUCCGAUUCGUUUUCUACGACGUUUGAACCGUUUUGCUGAUCAUAAUACAUUAUUACCAGCUGCUCCACCUCAACAUAUUCCACUUGCGAAUCAAACGGCUCCAAGACAAACUCGACAAAUUCGAUCAACAAGUGCUCCACAAAGAACUGCUCAAGGAAAUGUUCGAAGAAGAGUUUCACACGAAAGAGAUCGACGUUUACAAUCAACACCAAAUAGAACUGAUUCAAUGCAGACACAUCCACCGACACCACCAGUUAGCACAAUUCAAAUGUCACAAAGAACACCAAUUAUUCAAGAGAUCACUGCAAAUUCAACUGUUGGAACUAUGAAUCGAGGAUUUGUUCAAUCUGCAAAUACUUCGAAUGUUAGUGAAAUGACUAUGUCUCCAGAAAGAAUUGUAAGUUUUCAUUGUGGAACCUCGAAGAGAUUAUUUUCUCAAAAAAAUACUAUGAGUUUUUCAUUUUCAGAAUCCUGUUGUUACCGUUGUUCCAAAUCGAGGAUCACGAAUUGAACCAAAUAACGAAGGAACACAAAUGUAAGUAUAUUACAUUAACAAGCUUUUUAAAAUCAUAAUCAACAAUUUUUUUAAUAGGAUUGUUGAAACAUUGGCAAACAAUAUCGAUAUGAUAAUUCCUUCCGAGCAAAACAACUCGCAAAAUAAUCAACAAGCAACAAGAAAUACAGUACCACCGCCACCAAGAGAUUGA